UUACAAUAUCCGGUUUCAAUCGUCACAACAGAAAAUGAGAGACAAAGCGGAGGGGGACACUCCGAAAAUACAUAACAAUCACUGUCCAAACAAAGGAUUAAGGUUUGGAAAUUAUUCAUAUUUGUAUUAAAAAUCUCACAGUGGGAAACUGAUUAUAAGGGGAGGCUUCUUCAGCAGAAGUUGGCUGUGGUGUAAGGGGGAGCCGUGAGCUGAGGCAGAUUCAGCAAUGGCAGAAGUGGAUCCAGAAACCCUACUGGAGUGGCUCCAGAUGGGGCAAGGGGAGGAGAGAGACAUGCAGCUCAUAGCCCUUGAGCAGCUGUGUAUGCUCCUUCUCAUGUCAGACAAUGUGGAUAGGUGUUUUGAGAGUUGUCCACCAAGGACUUUUCUUCCUGCAUUAUGCCGUAUCUUUCUUGACGAGCAUGCUCCGGACAACGUACUGGAAGUGACUGCCCGAGCCAUCACCUACUACCUAGAUGUCUCGGCAGAAUGCACCCGUAGGAUCGUGGCCGUAGAUGGCGCUGUCAAGGCCCUUUGUAAUCGUCUGGUUGUUGUAGAGCUCUCUUGUAGAACCAGCAAGGAUUUGGCCGAACAAUGUAUCAAGGUCCUUGAAUUGAUGUGCACACGGGAGUCUGGAGCUGUGUUUGAGGCUGGAGGUCUGCAUUGCGUUCUGUCUUUCAUACGAGAUAAUGGCUCCAUGAUCCACAAGGAUACUCUACACUCUGCUAUGGCAGUUGUCUCCAGGCUAUGUGGCAAGAUGGAGCCUUCAGACACCUCAUUAGAGACGUGUGUAGAGUCCCUCUCAACCCUCCUCAAACAUGAAGAUCCACAUGUUGCUGAUGGAGCCCUACGCUGCUUUGCAUCCCUCGCUGACCGCUUCACAAGGCGUGGGGUAGACCCUGCCCCUCUUGCCCGUCAUGGACUGACCAAUGAGCUCCUAGAACGUCUGGCCAAUUGUGGCCAACCUGCCUCCUUUACCACCACCACUACCCCAUCCAGCACCCCUCGGCCAGCAGCAGGGGCGACACCAGACUCCAAGAGCAACCCUAACAUCUCUACUGUUAUCAGUCUACUAUCAACUCUAUGUAGAGGUUCACCGACUGUUACUCAUGAUUUAUUGCGAUCAGACCUCCCUGCAUCAAUAGAAAAGGCUCUCAUGGGUGAUGAAAGAUGUGUCCUGGACACCAUGCGUCUGGUAGACCUCCUUCUGGUGCUUCUGUUUGAGGGGCGUAAGGCUCUCCCCAAGUCCAGCAUUGCCCCUAGGCUUCGUAGCAGUACUACGGGUCUACGUCGCCUUGACAGCGCUGGAGAACGCACCCAUCGUCAUCUCAUUGACUGUAUCCGUAGCAAGGACACCGAUGCUCUCAUCGAUGCUAUAGAUACAGGAGUUGAGGUAAACUACAUGGAUGAUGUAGGCCAGACCUUGCUCAACUGGGCUUCAGCCUUUGGAACUCAGGAAAUGGUUGAGUUUUUGUGUGAAAGAGGAGCUGACGUCAACAGAGGUCAAAGGUCAUCUUCUCUACACUAUGCUGCAUGCUUUGGUAGACCUCAAGUAGCCAAGACCCUGCUUCGUCAUGGUGCUAAUCCUGAUCUAAGGGAUGAAGAUGGUAAAACUCCUUUGGACAAGGCUAGGGAAAGAAAUGACGAAGGUCAUCGUGAGGUCAUGCAGAUUCUACAAUCUCCAGGUGAAUGGAUGGUGCCUGUAUCAUCAGCCACAGAGUCUACCAUCACGAGCCCAGAGGAAAUCAAACCAGAGGACGGGGAUAGGGAACCCAAGGGAGACCCUGAGAUGGCUCCUGUUUACCUCAGGAAAAUGCUGCCUAUCUUUGCUCAAGUCUACAACAACACCAUGAUGCCUUCAGUCAGGAAAGCUACACUAGCUCUUAUACGUAAGAUGAUCCACUAUGCACCGUCCAGGCUUCUAUGUGAGAUCUGCUCAGGAGAUCUAUUAGGCUUCACACCCGUCUUGGUUGAAGUACUAGCAGCAGUCCUAGAUCAUGAGGAUGAUGACGAGGGUCACCUGACAGCCCUCCAGAUCAUUCAAGACCUGAUGUACAAGGGCCAGGAUCUGUUCCUGGACCACUUUGCCAGACUAGGUGUGUUCAGCAAGGUAUCUUCCCUAGUUGGACCUCUAGAUGAGGACAGAGAGGAGGAAGGGGCCACUGCUCAAGUCAAGAGGGAGAUCCCUGAUGAUCAACACCACCAACUGCAGCAGCAGCAACACCAUCAACAUAUGCAACAACAACAACAGCAACAUCAACAACCGCAGCUACAGCAGCAACCCCAGACACAGAGGAUGGAUGAUUCUAAGGAGGUUGUAGCAGGUCGACCUUACAGCUGGAAAGAUUGGUGCUUAGCCCGGGGUAGGGAUUGUCUCUAUAUCUGGAGCGAUGCUGCUGCGUUGGAGCUCUCCAAUGGCAGUAACGGCUGGUUCAGGUUUAUCCUGGAUGGCAAACUGGCAACCAUGUACUCCAGUGGUAGCCCUGAGGGAGGCUCUGAUAGCUCAGAGAGUCGUAGUGAGUUCCUUGAGAAGUUACAGCGUGCCAGGAGUCAAGUAAUGCCUGCUAUUCAGACCCAACCUAUCCUCUCCAUACCUGGUCCAACCAAGCUAGUGGUAGGUAACUGGACACUACAGUGCAAGAAAGAAGGUGAACUGGUCAUUCACAACUCAGACGGACAACAGCAACAAGCAACAGUUCUGAGGGAGGACCUAGCUGGAUUCAUCUUUGAGUCUAAUCGUGGGACUAAGCACUCUUUCAUCGCAGAGACCUCACUAGGUCCAGAGUUUUCUACUGGUUGGACUGGAAAGAGAGGAAGGAGGUUUCGAUCUAAACUGGAACAGGUCCAGCAAAAGGUGAAGACACUUGCUCGUGAGCUGUAUGAAGGUUACUUCAAGGUCGCAGAGUCUCAUCCCAGAGACGUGGUAGCUAAACUCAACUCCAUUGUGAUGCAGCUAGAGGCUGCAUGUGACCUCUACAAUGACCCCAUCAAGGGCAUUGAUGAUGAGCAAGGCUGGAUGGAGGAGAUGAAGGGCGCUCUCGAGACUCUAACCUGUCUCCUACGAGAGGAGAACAACAUCUCAGCGUAUGAGCUACACAGCAGUGGCCUGGUACAGGCUCUUCUCUACUGCCUCAGUGAUGGCUAUGAUCAUGUUGCUCUUCAUGACCGCUACAUCAAGGAGAGAGUGGCUCUCUUCAAAUCAUCCUUCAGAGAUAACAAUGAUGAAGAUGGUGGUGUUUCUCCUUCUGUGAUGCUUGUACGUAAGCUGGUAGCUGUUCUGGAAUCCAUUGAGAGACUUCCUCUUUUCAUCUAUGACUCUGCUGGUUCUAGCUAUGGUCUUCAGGUUCUUACACGGAGGCUGAGGUUCAGAUUGGAGAGAGCUACAGGAGAGACCGCCCUCAUUGACAGAACUGGAAGAACAUUGAAGAUGGAACCUCUUACUACUGUGGCCAGUCUAGAGAGAUACUUACUCAAGAUGGUUGCCAAGCAGUGGUAUGACUAUGAGCGAACAAGCUUCACAUUUGUACAUCGUUUGAAGGAAGCACAGUCUAUCACGUUCAGACACACCCAUGACUUUGAUGAUAAUGGCAUCGUCUAUUGGGUGGGAACUAAUGCAAAAACUGCGUAUGAAUGGGUCAACCCUGGUCAAUAUGGUCUGAUAGUGGUCAGUAGCUCUGAUGGACGAGGUCUUCCCUACGGCCGUCUAGAAGACAUCCUGAGUCGUGACUCAUCGGCUCUCAACUGUCACACCAACGAUGACAAGCGUGCUUGGUACUCCAUCGACCUUGGCUUAUGGGUGAUACCAUCUGCCUACACUCUACGUCAUGCCAGGGGCUAUGGCCGCUCUGCCCUGAGGAACUGGCAGUUCCAGAUGUCCAAGGACGGCAUCAGCUGGAUGACCCUACUCACUCACACCGAUGACUGCUCUCUCAAUGAACCAGGAUCCAGCGCCACAUGGCCUUUGGAACCCUCAACCAGUGAGAAGAAAGGCUGGCGUUACAUUCGUCUUCAGCAGAUGGGCAAGAAUGCCAGCGGUCAGACCCACUAUCUCUCACUCUCUGGAUUUGAACUAUAUGGCACCGUCACUGGGGUCGUGGAAGAGAACUUAAGUGUUGCUCCAGCCAAAGUGGUGAAGGACCCUGAAUCAAGUAUGAGGAAGCAGCGUAAGCUGGUGCGUUCACAGGUUCUUCGUCAGAUGGUGAUGGGACAGAGAGGGCGGAGUACUGAUUGGAGAUGGAGAGAGUUUGAAGGAGCUCACCAAGCCGAGGGUCUGGCCUCUAGUGAGAGAGAAUCAUUGGUAGCUGCAGUGUUGAAAGCAGCUGCACAGAACGAGCCCCUCCCCUCCAGAGAGCCCCCUCCUCUCCCCCGCAUGAAGACGGUCACCAUCCCAGGUACCAGGAGCCCCUCUGUCACAAGCUCCAUACCUGGAUCCACACCAGGAGCUACAGGACCUAUCCUGGGUCGGAAUAAGAGCAACUCCACACCUAGCCUCAGUGCAGGAGAGGGACCAGAUGCUGGCACUGCUUGUAAAGAUAAAGAUCACGCCUCCACUUCCGAUCUCUCAGCUCCCAGUCUAGCAUCAGCAGCCGUUGUGAUGGAGAAUCAGCUGAUGCGAUCCGGUCUGGAAGCAGUGCUGGCAGAGACAGAAGCAGUGGUCGAUGGUGCUGUCAGCGCGGUGUUGAGCGGAGGAAGGAAUAAGAGAUUGGCUACAGACUCAGAGAAGGCUCUUUCUGAGGCCAUAGAGCUGCCCCCUCCUACAGCAGGUACCGGCUCCACCCCUGUGCUGCCCCCUACCACCAGCAGUAUGAGUGUUAGUGUACCCAACCUAAGCAGUAACCAGGAUGUAGUGUCCAGUCUAGCAGAUACCUUCCCAUCUCUGAUGAGACAGAGCAGGGGUAGUGUAGGCAGCGGUAACAGUACCCUCUCAAACCGGACCAACACCUUUACUUCCAGCUUUGUCAGGUUCCCUUACUCCUCAUCUGGCCUGCCUAGCAACAACUACCUGAGCAGCGCCCAGAGUGCUCCUAACUUGCCUGGUGCCACCACCACCUCCAUGCCUACAUCAGCCAGCACUGUCCUGACGAGUACCCUAAGCUCAGCCCUGGCUACCUCCCUCACAUCCACCUCUAGUGAGAGUGAUAAUGAGUUCUUAGAGCCCUGUCCUACCAGCUCACUCAUGGCCGAGCUGGAGGAUGAGGAGUUCCCAGAGCCGGAGGAUCUCGAUGAUGAGAAUGAGGAUGAUAGUGACGGAGAGGACUAUGAUGAUGGAACGGAGGAAGAGGACUAUGAUAGCCGAGGUGUGAGACGUAAGACAUGGGAUGAUGAACAUGUAUUGAAGAGACAGUUCUCUGCUCUGGUACCAGCCUUUGAUCCUAGACCUGGCAGGACCAAUGUCCAGCAGACUACAGACCUUGAGAUACCUCCACCAGGUACACCCGAUACAUCAUUUAGAGAUGAGACUGAUAGCACUCCGACACCAAGACUAGGACUCUUCUUAAGAGGACCUGGACUACAAGGGGUACAGGAGACCGAGGUAUACUGUGAGGAUCUACGAUCCACCAUCUUCAGAUACGUUCAGAUGCUGUACCAGCAGACACCUACUGGCACCAAACAUGAUAGGUUACGCAGGAUAUGGGAGCCCACAUACACAGUUGUAUACAGGGAAUCACGACCCCAGGAUGAGAGCACUUCAAGUGUAGAAAACACAGAGGGACCAUGGACUGUAGGCUUUGUACAGAGACAUCUAGGCACCGAGAGACUACCUAAGACAGAGCUUAUCAUGUACCUACAGGAGAAGGCAGAUGCUCAGUUCCUUAGGAGAUGGAAGCUGACUAGUAAUGCUACUAAUAUACGCAGGACCAGGAACUCAUCUAGACUAAUCGCUGCAUACAGGGAAUUCAUCCAGCUUGGUCUAGCCAGACCAUCUAGCCAACAGCGCCUAAGCCAGGACUCUGGGCAUGUACUGAGUGAGAGUGAUGGUGGUAGUCUGAAUGCUGGGGGUAAGGAGACUGGUGCUUGCAGUGUAGAUGAUGUCUUACAGCUCCUCAGGAUUCUCUAUGCCAUUGCUACAGAUGUUGGGUCCACAGAUCCAGAUGGUCAUCGCUUCAAUGUACCACCUGAAGAGUUCUACAGUAAAAAGAUCACUAACAAGCUAGCUCAGCAAGUGCAGGAUCCUCUGGUUCUUGCAAGCUUAUCUCUGCCUAAGUGGUGUGAGAGACUGACUAAUAGAUGUCCAAUGCUCUUCCCAUUUGAGACCAGGCAACUCUACUUCACAUGUACUGCAUUUGGUGUAUCAAGAGCCAUAGCGUGGCUGCAGGGGAAACGUGAGGCCAACACUGAACGUGUGAGGACUCCUAGCACUAGACGAGAUGACCAUCAUGAGUUCCAGGUUGGACGUCUCAAACAUGAAAGGGUCAAAGUACCGAGAGGAGAGCAGUUAGUUGAAUGGGCCAUCAAUGUGAUGAGACUUCAUUGUGCAAAGAAGUCUAUACUAGAGGUUGAGUUCCUUGGAGAGGAAGGAACAGGUCUUGGUCCUACUCUAGAGUUCUAUGCUCUGAUAGCAGCUGAGCUCCAGCGUAAGAGUCUAGGAAUGUGGUUGACUGAUGAUGAAAUAGCAGAUGACCUGUCAAGAAAGGUUGAUCUUGGUGAAGGUGAGAAGCCCCCUGGUUACUACAUCCAGAAAGCCUCAGGUCUCUUCCCUGCUCCCAUCAUCCAAGACAGUGAAGAGAUCUCUCGCAUUGAGCAACUCUACAACUUCCUUGGUACCUUCCUGGCAAAGUGCCUCCAGGACAAUCGCAUGGUAGACAUCCCCCUCUCAAGACCCUUCCUCAAACUCAUGUGCAUGGGUGAGACAGGUAGUACCCACCUCUACUACACCUCUACGCAUGAAUCCUACACCUCACCACGAGACUCGGAGGUCUUCUUCGCUGAGAUGCAGCAGACGGAGGCCUCACUGGAGAGCAUGAGUGAGCUCAUCUCUGAUCUGGCCAUCGACAGCGGUAACGAGUCCAAGGAGCUCAUCCUAGCAGCAGACCCACCCAAACCAUGUACCCCAGCCUGGUUUGCAGGUGUCUUGACCUGGUCUGACUUUGAGUUGAUUGACCCUCAUCGUGCAAGAUUCCUUCAGCAUCUUCAAGAGAUGGUGGAUCGUAAGAGACAGAUCCAGCUGGAUGGAAGUAAGACAGAGGAGGAGAGGAACAAUGAGAUUCAGAACCUCUGUCUUGAGACUUCACCUGGAUCAGGGGUACCUGUUAGGCUUGAGGAUCUAGGGUUGACAUUCCAGUUCAACCCGUCCUCCAAAGUUUAUGGUUACCAUAGCUUCAACCUGAAACCCAACGGUGAUGAUGAGUGUGUGAGUCUAGACAAUGCUGAGGAGUACAUCGAGCUGGUAACUGAUUUCUGUCUUCAUACUGGUAUCAGGAGACAGAUGGAGGCUUUCAGAGAUGGCUUCAAUCAAGUGUUCCCCAUAGAGAAGCUUCAUAGUUUUAGUCCAGCUGAGUUCCAGACUAUCCUAUCUGGAGACCAGGCUCCAUCAUGGACUAGGGAUGAUAUCCUCAACUAUACUGAACCUAAACUAGGCUAUACCAGAGAAAGUCCUGGCUUCCAACGCUUUGUCAAUGUCCUGAGUGCAAUGAAUGGUGAUGAGCGCAAGUCCUUCCUUCAAUUUACCACCGGCUGCUCCUCUUUACCCCCCGGUGGUCUGGCUAACCUUCACCCUCGUCUGACCAUCGUCCGCAAGGUGGACGCUAAUGACCAUACCUACCCAUCGGUCAAUACCUGUGUCCACUAUCUCAAGCUGCCAGAGUACUCCAACGAGGACACCAUGAGAGAGAGGCUGCUCAGCGCUACCAAGGAGAAAGGAUUCCAUCUUAAUUAACCCCACCUCCACCACCAUCUCAAAGACUCUUGAAAUAUUAGCUGGAUUGUGAAUUGACCUAGGCUUAAUUUAUAUAUUCCUUGAGAGUCAUGCUCUUGCAGACUCUUUUGGUAUCGUAGAUCGAUGAUUGAUUUUAAGGAAACCCUGAAGAUUCUAGGAGGGGCAACUAGACUAUAGGAGACUUCUCAUGAAAGGAGGUAAACACCUGAAUUAAACCUCUGCUUCUCAAGACUGGAAGAAUUGAAAAAGAACUCUGAAUAGUGGAGACAGAUUAUUUAUUGAUACGAGGAAAGAAAGACAGAAACUGCAAUUAUCUCAACAUAAAUCUUAUUAUCUCAUUUUCUGUGGAGUGAUAGAGUUUGCUGUAUUUUCAAGAUACUGCAGAUUAUGGGUGAUUUUUAGAGGGUUUUUUUUAAACAAAAAAGGAGGCUCCAAUAUAAUGGUUUUAGUGGCUAAAAACUUCAGCUCAAUAAAUUAGGAAGCUCUAAGUUAAAUUUGAUUCUAUUAUUAGAAGAAAUCCUAGAGUUCUCAUCUCUAUAUGAUCUGGUUGUGGGCUCGUCUUCUAUUCUUAGUGUUGUGGUUGUUGUUAUAUGGAUUAAGAAUUUGAGAGAGUAAUAAUUAAUUAUGAUCAAUUGGUUAUAUGCAGUGAUGGCAACUAAACAACACAUUGUGCAGUAGGUUAUUGACUACUGUAACAAACCACUAUAUCUGCAAUCUUUGUCUCUCAUUGACGACUAUCGCGCUAUAUUUUUGAAAAGAAACAAUAUACCUUUGGUGUGAAGAAGAAUUGAAAUGGUUUUCCGUACCUCUGUAGUGUUGUAUACAUGUAAGCACAUCAUGGUUAUGACAUGUGAUAUAACAAGCUCUAUUUUUUGGAGUUGUUGCACAAAAACUUUAUAUUUUGUACUUGAUGACAUUGAUUUUACCUCAUUACUUCAGAUGUUCAGAUUCAGAAGGUUUUAAAGACAAAUGAUGUAAUGCUUUCUUCCUGCCCAUAAAGGAAAUGCAAACAGCUUCUCUGCUUCUCUGGCAUUGCGUUCUGUGUUUGCUUACUGCAAGAGCACUGUUGCAAAUUAAAUCUAUAACCAAAGACAAAGAUUUAUUAACACUUCUGACUUCCAUUCAGUUAUAGAAAUAUGAAGAUUAUUUUACUCUAGUCAAGAAAUAUUUAAGGUAGAAUAAUUGCACCAUAUUUGAUUUAGAUUCAUUUUGCACCAUAGUUCUUAUUAUGAUUAUCUCAAUUUUUUCUUAUUUAUGAAUCAGCAUUUGAAAUUUUGAGUAGCUUUUUUUUUUUAAAUCUUGUUCAUUGUGGAUUAGUGAUAACUUCCAAACUUAGCUCUCCUUUUAAAAUCAGCUUUUAUUUUUUUGAAGUUCUAGUUAUUUUUGCUCUCUUUGAUACUAUUUGUUUUUGUCAAUUGGACAAUUUAAGGAUUAUGGAUAGAUAAUUUGACAUCUUUGCACCCCUUUUUUUCAGGGGUAAAUAGCAUUUUCUCAAACAUUUGUUCAUAAGAGCCACCAUAAGAAAGUUGGACAAGUCACUUUUUAGCACCAUCAUUUUGAUAGGAAGUGGUUUUUUUUCAUUUUUUCCUUCCAAUAUUGAAUUUUAAAAGGCUCUUACUUCAUCUUAUAUUAAUAUUUUGUUUGAAUUACAAGGUUUAAUUCUUAAACUAAGCUCUCUGCUGUGUUUUGGACUACUCACAAAGUUGAGGAAAGACUUGUCACAUGACAUAUUAGAAUGUCAAUAUGAAAGCCUUUAUUAGUUCACGAUUGCAAGAGGCUGUGUUUAAAUGCCAAUGCUCAUGUGAUAUUUAUUGUUUCAUAUUGAUUUAGAUAAAGUAUCCUAGUGAAACAUGAGUUAAUACUUUGUGAUUCAAAUCAGGAUGAUAAUUUGUCUCAUCUAUUUUUUUUGUCACUACUUUUCUCUGUGCAAGCCAGAUCGGUAUUACAUAAAUACUUAGCUUACAAUUUUUUUUUUCUUUUUCAAUUUAUACUUUUUUUGCACCCACUUUAAGCAAGGAUGUUAUUGUAGUAUUUUAUGUACAUCAUAAGAGAUUUACUUUGGCAAAGUUUUGUUGGUUUGCAGAAACACAUAAAAAGGAACUACAGAUAUGAUUGAAUAUUUGGAUUAUGUUUCAAAUUAACAAUAUUUCCACAAAUGUAUCACUCUCUUUCUUUUCUCUCUCUUGUCUGAAAUAUUACAUUUUGAUUUCUGAACAUCUGCUUGCUUGCAUUCAAAGGCUGUGUAGGAAAAUCUGUUUUUGCAUUUGAACAUUGUAGUUUCUGUCUCCUAGGUCUUUUACUUCUGACUAUCUAUCCUACAGGAGGGAGACAUGGAAUGUAAUAGCUUUGAAAUUAAAUCUGUCACUAAAAGUGAGCCUGUCUGAAAAUCCCCACGCAAAUGAAACAAGUGAAUCAAGUGUCCUUACUCACUCAUUAUAAGAAAUUAUUUAUUAUCAUAAAAGUUAUAUAUUAGUCUAUGAUGGUAUAUGGUCCAUUACUAGUUUCACCAGUUUACUUGCGAUCCCUGAAGAAGGAGCACAUUGCUCCUAGAAUCGAUGCUCGUGAUAUGUGAUAUGUGAUUUAUGUAGAUUUUGGACAAGUUUUACUUGCUUUUGAUAUUGUGUCAGAUAAUUUCUUAUGUGCAUGCUACUUUGCAUUUAUGACUUUACCAGAAGGGUCAUCUUUCAAGAACCUAAGUGGAGACUGUGUCAUAGUGCAAGUCAGUAGAUCAUGCAAAUGCAUGAACUUUGUUUUCUCACUUUUUAUUUUCAAUUGAUUGGCAAACUUAUUGAGAGCAGAAUGGCAAGUAACUUGGAUUUGAAGAAACAGAACUUAUUGUGAAAUGUGUAAUUAUGAAAACUUUUCCUUGUCUACUAUAUGACUUUUCUUUGCUAUUGAAUAUAAAGGUGUAUAAGCAAGUUAUGUUAAAAUGUGCAAAUGGUAGGUAAUCUUUACUGGAUGAUGAUGAUAUAUGUAUUUGUAGUUUGGAAGACUGAUGGACGUGUGUUUCCUUUUGUAUAUUGCUCGUAUGUGAGUAUAUAAAUGCACAGAAGUAUUCAAUAAAGGACUUUGUGCUCUGUCAAACAA
This is a messenger RNA of Strongylocentrotus purpuratus (purple sea urchin), 10960 nucleotides long. RefSeq names its product E3 ubiquitin-protein ligase HECTD1. Lineage: Eukaryota; Metazoa; Echinodermata; Echinoidea; Camarodonta; Strongylocentrotidae. The record is from RefSeq and is a predicted model, not a curated record. The coding region runs from base 227 to 7873 and encodes 2548 amino acids. Gene Ontology annotation, molecular function: protein binding; ubiquitin protein ligase activity. Gene Ontology annotation, cellular component: nuclear speck. The transcript is spliced from 44 exons. Gene Ontology annotation, biological process: anatomical structure development; protein K63-linked ubiquitination; proteasome-mediated ubiquitin-dependent protein catabolic process.